Trichoderma gamsii is the source of this 762-nucleotide messenger RNA. RefSeq lists its product as hypothetical. Gene Ontology annotation, cellular component: cytoplasm. Gene Ontology annotation, molecular function: protein binding. Lineage: Eukaryota; Fungi; Ascomycota; Sordariomycetes; Hypocreales; Hypocreaceae. The transcript has 2 exons. Gene Ontology annotation, biological process: regulation of translational initiation. The coding region runs from base 1 to 762 and encodes 253 amino acids. The record is from RefSeq and is a predicted model, not a curated record.
AUGUCCGAGGACCUCCGUGAUGAGGUAGAGGCUUUAAAUUCCAUCUACGGCGAGGGCUGUCUAAUCCCCUCUGAGGAUCAAGACGAGACCCCAGCACCCUCAUCAGCAACAUACAUCUUACAACUACCAGGCGAUGAGUCUUCGUCUUUGAGACUACAAUUUCCGGCUUCGUAUCCUGCUGAGCCACCAAGUGUGUUAGGGACACAACAUAGUUCCGGAGGUAGAAAAGGCGCCGGCGCGAGAGACCUGGGCGUAUUUAGGGAAGCUCUGGGGACGGUCUUCCAGCCAGGCAGCGUAUGUCUAUUCGACGCGGUAGAAGAAUUCUCAAGAAGGAUAGAGGAAGAGAAGGAGCAAGAAGAGUUGCUCCGGCAACAACAGGAAGAAGAUGACGACGUUGACGGAGAAGGCCGGAAUGCAGAUCGCGGCGAAAGGACGGUUGACAACAACGCCGGCCAAGUGGAUUUCGCAACCAUGACGCCUCCGCCAUGGACGCUCUCCGAAGUCGUCGUGGAGAAUAAAUCGACCUUUGUAGCCCACGUUGCGCGAGUUACAUCCCCAGCAGAGGCGAAGCUCUUCCUGCAGCAUCUCCUCUGGUCAGACAAGCGCAUACGCUCCGCAACGCAUAAUAUUACAGCGUGGCGGAUCCGCGGCGCAGGCGGCGUGAUUUAUAAUGACUCUGAUGGAGGUUUGGGAUGCGAUGGUUGUGGUGACGAGGUGGUAUGGCGGGGUGAAGCUGGGGCCGAGAAGGUUUGCGUUGAUUAA